UGUUGGGACCCAGAGCAUUUUGGCGGUAGAGCAGAACACAAAUUUACCAGAGAAUGUUAAUUUUACUUUAAUAGGAUUUGAGCAUGGCUGGUACGUGGUUUGGCAAUUGUUUUUGUCUAAAUUCAAAUUCCUGAGAGAAUUGAUAGGUGAUACGGGGUCCCAACAAGGGGACAACGAGCCUUCAGAGACUGAAGCUGAUCAGGAGCCUCCACCCUCGCCUCAGAGAGGUAGACAGAAAUCUGCUCGGCAGCGAAGGGCACCUACAGAAGACACAACUUAA
Molecule: messenger RNA, 280 nt
Organism: Pterocles gutturalis (yellow-throated sandgrouse)
Lineage: Eukaryota; Metazoa; Chordata; Aves; Pterocliformes; Pteroclidae
Gene: SMIM13
Product: small integral membrane protein 13
Exons: 2
Source: RefSeq, a predicted model, not a curated record